AUGGCUGACAGUGGACUUAAGAGGAAUAUCCCAAUCAAGCUCGGAGAUUUUUCCGUCAUAGACACAGAAUUCUCCAGCAUUAGGGAGAGAUUCGACGCUGAAAUGCAUAAAAUGGAGGAAGAGAUGAGCAAAUUCCGAUCGGAACUUAUGAACAGGGAGAGCAACAAUUUCUUCAAGAGCACCACAAGCUCUACCACAUCAUCACAGCACAGUGACAGCAGACAGUUGGCCGAGCCCAGCCAUUGGGACAGCUUGAACUCUCCCCUCAUCCAAGACGAAGGUGAUGGCAAGAGCCUGAAACUCCGCUUUGACGUCAGCCAGUACACUCCCGAGGAGAUUGUCGUUAAGACUGUUGACAACAAAUUAUUGGUACACGCCAAACAUGAAGAGAAAUCUGAAACCAAGUCAGUGUACCGGGAGUACAACAGGGAGUUCCUCCUGCCCAAAGGCACGAACCCAGAGGCGAUCAAGUCGUCUUUGUCCCGUGACGGUGUCCUCACCGUGGAGGCACCUUUACCACAACUGGCGAUCACCGACAGGAACAUCCCCAUCCAGAAACACUGA
Messenger RNA from Pieris macdunnoughi, 564 nucleotides. The record is from the annotation of a GenBank genome assembly. NCBI's taxonomy places the organism in Eukaryota, Metazoa, Arthropoda, Insecta, Lepidoptera, Pieridae.